AUGAGUUUAAAAAAUUUCCAACAAAUGAAUCAGUUUAUCAACAAAUACAAAUCUGACAUUGAAAAAGUUGAAAAUGCAAGACAUAUAAUUGAAGAAAAUGAAGCCAAACUUCUUUCAAUCAUACUCGACCUUUUGGAAAAGACUAAUUCUGAAGAGUUAAUCUCUAUAAUAGAUGAAGUUUAUCAAGAGAACACUGAAGUAAAAUUUGUUAUAAGCGAAAUUCCUAAAGAACUUAUUAGGAAAAGGAAAAC
This is a messenger RNA of Funneliformis geosporum, 251 nucleotides long. NCBI's taxonomy places the organism in Eukaryota, Fungi, Glomeromycota, Glomeromycetes, Glomerales, Glomeraceae. The record is from the annotation of a GenBank genome assembly.